Molecule: messenger RNA, 1164 nt
Organism: Falco peregrinus (peregrine falcon)
Lineage: Eukaryota; Metazoa; Chordata; Aves; Falconiformes; Falconidae
Gene: UFD1
Product: ubiquitin recognition factor in ER associated degradation 1
Exons: 13
Coding region: 151-1113 (320 amino acids)
Cellular component (GO): VCP-NPL4-UFD1 AAA ATPase complex
Molecular function (GO): polyubiquitin modification-dependent protein binding
Source: RefSeq, a predicted model, not a curated record
GAGGGCAGAGCGGCGGGGGCGGGCCGUGGGGUGGGGCCGGCGGCGGCGGGCAGAGCCCCGUCAGGCGAGAGAGCGGCGCGGCCUGGUCCCGCCCCGCUGAGGCUUGUGGGGAGCCCGAGCGCGGCCGCUCCGCGCCGCAGCGCCGCCGCCAUGUUCUCCUUCAACAUGUUCGACCACCCCAUCCCGCGGGUCUUCCAGAACCGCUUCUCAACCCAGUACCGCUGCUUCUCCGUGUCCAUGCUUGCCGGGCCGAAUGACAGCAUCGAUUUCAGAGCACUUGUAAGCCCCCCAAAAGUUACCUUCAGGAAACGUCCUCUAGUGCUAGUAAUUAUGCCACCAUCGGCUUUGGAUCAACUCAGCCGACUUAAUAUUACUUACCCGAUGCUGUUUAAGCUGACCAAUAAAAAUUCAGACCGAAUGACACACUGUGGAGUGCUUGAAUUUGUGGCCGAUGAGGGCAUAUGUUACCUUCCACACUGGAUGAUGCAGAACUUGCUGCUGGAAGAGGGGGGCCUGGUGCAAGUGGAAAGCGUUAAUCUUCAAGUUGCUACUUACUCAAAAUUUCAGCCACAGAGUCCAGAUUUUCUUGACAUCACCAAUCCCAAAGCUGUAUUAGAAAAUGCCCUGAGAAACUUCGCUUGUCUGACUACUGGGGAUGUUAUUGCCAUCAACUACAAUGAAAAGAUCUAUGAGCUUCGGGUAAUGGAGACCAAACCGGAUAAGGCUGUGUCUAUCAUCGAAUGCGAUAUGAAUGUGGAUUUUGAUGCUCCUUUGGGAUACAAGGAACCAGAAAGAAGUGCACAACAUGAAGAGACCGCGGAUGUUGAAGCAGACCAUAGUGGAUAUGUGAGUGACAUAGGAUUUCGUGCAUUCUCUGGUUCUGGGAACAGAUUGGAUGGCAAGAAGAAAGGUGUUGAGCCUAGUCCAUCGCCAAUUAAACCAGGAGACAUUCGAAGAGGAAUACCCAACUAUGACUUCAAGAUUGGUAGAAUCACAUUCAUUAGAAACUCACGUCCGCUAGUUAAGAAGGUUGAAGAGGAUGAAUCUGGAAGCCGGUUUAUUGCCUUUUCAGGAGAAGGCCAGUCCCUGCGCAAAAAGGGAAGAAAACCCUAAGCUGUGGUACCUUCAGUCAGCUAGGAGGAAAAUAAAGUAACAAUUGCAGCA